CGGCUACAGCUCCCGAGCGUGGGCCUGGAGGUCCCUAUUCCCUGCGCUAGCACAUCUAGCCCGCGGCUUUCGGGACUCUCAGCCUUCUUUUCCCUUCUCUCAGGGCCGGGCGGCACCGCAACCAGGCCAAAGGCAGUAACUUAGUUGAAAGGAGCGCCCUAAGACAGGUCAGAAGGCUCCGCCAUACGCGGCCCGCAGCCACAGGAGAAGUCCCCAAGCCGGGUACUGGGAGUUGGCGUCCCAGCCCAGCCAGGCAGCCAGCCAGCCAGGCUCGAGCGAAGGGCGUGGCCAGCGCGAAGCGCGCAGGCGCACACCGCCUCCCGGGCAGCAUGGCGGACGCAGAGCCUCAACCUAGCAAGAGAAAGCGCGAGCUGGACUUGGAGGAGGCACACGCCGCCAGCACCGAGGAAAAGAAGGCAGACGUUGGAAAUGGUACCUGUGCUCCUGUCCGCUUACCGUUCUCCGGCUUCAGACUGCAGAAAGUGCUGAGGGAGUCUGCGCGGGACAAAAUCAUUUUCCUACACGGAAAGGUGAAUGAAGCCUCUGGGGAUGGGGCUGGAGAGGAUGCCGUUGUGAUCCUGGAGAAGACGCCAUUUCAGGUGGAACAGGUGGCUCAGCUCCUGACAGGCAGCCCUGAGCUCCAGCUGCAGUUCUCCAACGAUAUCUACAGCACCUAUCACUUGUUCCCUCCAAGACAACUGAGUGAUGUCAAGACAACCGUGGUUUACCCCGCCACACAGAAACACCUCCAGAAGUACCUGCGCCAGGACCUCCGCCUGAUCCGAGAGACGGGAGAUAACUACAGGAACAUUACUUUACCCCACCUGGAGUCCCAGAGUCUCAGCAUCCAGUGGGUGUAUAACAUUCUCGACAAGAAGGCUGAAGCGGACCGGAUUGUUUUUGAGAACCCAGAUCCCUCUGACGGGUUUGUCCUCAUCCCUGACCUCAAGUGGAACCAACAGCAGCUUGAUGACCUCUACUUGAUUGCCAUCUGCCAUCGCCGGGGCAUCAGGUCCCUCCGCGACCUUACUCCAGAGCACCUGCCGCUCCUCAGGAACAUUCUCCACCAGGGGCAGGAAGUCAUCCUGCAGCGCUAUCAGAUGACAGGAGACCGUCUUCGAGUAUACCUGCACUACCUGCCCUCCUACUACCACCUGCACGUGCACUUCACCGCCCUGGGCUUCGAAGCCCCCGGCUCAGGCGUGGAGCGCGCCCACCUGCUGGCCGAGGUGAUCGAGAACCUGGAGUGUGACCCCAAGCACUACCAGCAGCGCACGCUCACCUUCGCCCUUAGGGCUGACGACCCUCUGCUCAAGCUCUUGCAGGAGGUUCGGCAAAGCUGAAUUAACUCGAGAAGAGCACAGAUGUGUGGGACUGGGGGAGGAGUGGGGACAAGAUUUUUUAUCUCCAAGUGAAUUUUCUAAAAAUGUGUUUUGUAUCGGCUUAUUCCUAGUAGUGAAUAAAGUAGUGGGCUCACUCAAUGUGGACAGCGUGGCCUGGGAGGCAGACAGAUGGUGAGGGAGAGUGGGUGGGCAGAACUGGUGGGAACGCCUUGAGAAAGGUGGAAAGGCUCCAGGUGGUUUCAACCAACGGGUGGGAGCUGACUUGCAUGAGUGCCAAGGGCCUUCUCAAGCUCCUGGGCUCACAGUCUAUGGUAGGGUCCUUGUCCCCACUCUGUGCCUUUCCUGUUUGCACUCCUUCCCGUUCUGCUCCUCCCCUUCUCCCCUCCUCCUUCCCCUACCAUCCAACUCUCCUUUGAGGAGUUCCCCAAAAAAACCAAACUUGACACCUUUCAGGAAAUUAUCUGUAGAGGUUUCUGAUGGCACUUCCUUCCAGCACUGAGGUCACACCUCCCUGUGAGUCAGUCAACCCUGAUGAUAAACUUCUUGUUGAUGAGGAUGGGGGGGGUGGUACUUGGAAGUGGGUGGGUUUUAAUAGGAAUCAGAUGAUGCAAGCCUGAAAAGCCUGCCUCUCUCUGUUAUUUGGUCAGCGAGUCCCCGGCCUUGAGUUUUUUAUCUCAGCAGGAAGACAAAACAGACUCAGUGGAGCAGCCAGAAGAUCAAGUGCAAAACAGUGAAUCAGCAAGGGCAAAGUGAUACAGUUGCAAUUGAAUGCAAAAGCCUGGAGGCGGCUAGGGUUCCAGGCGUAAUAGAGGCAGACUUUCAGAGGAUCUUGAGACCAGGAAGGGACCUCAAAGUGCCAGAGGCUGAUGACCAAUUAAGGAGCCAUUGGGGCUUAUCUGGGAAGGGUGACACCUGCAACCGCUCAAGCAGAGCAGGAACAUGGCUUGUAUGUGCAGGCUCACAAGUAAACGCAUAAGACUCUCCAGCACACAGGACCAAGGCAUUCUGCUGCCAGAGGGGCUGGCGUUGGCCACUUUGUCAGAGUAGGGCUGUGGAUUUUGUGCCUUGCUUGGGAAGCUCUCAGGUGUGGUAGAAUGGCAGGCUCUUAAGUGAAAGCAGGUGGGAAGCCUGAGGCACAGUGAGUGGUCCUUACUCUCCAUCCCUUGCCUGAGAACCAGGAAGCCUCAUUCAGAGUCUAGCCCCUUUACUUGCAGGUGGUGGUCCAGGUGCAGCCAACCUGCUUCAGGAUCUCAGGGUCUGCUGUGGACCACUGUGGCCCUGGGAAAGACCCUUAGAAACAGCAGGGGAGUGGAGGGUGUGGUCAGAAAGCCUCAGGGACCUGCUGCAGCCUUCAGGAAGUUCAGAUGAGACAACGAAGCGACUGGCCUCCACUCGGCCACUCUUCCCUGCAGCUCUUUUUUUUUGAGUCGGAGUCUCGCCCUGUUGCCCAGGCUGGAGUGCAGUGGUGCAACCUCAGCUCACUGCAACCUCCGCCUCCCAGAUUCAAGCUAUUCUCCUGCCUCAACCUCCUGAGUAGCUGGGACUACAGGUGUGUGCAGUCACGCCUGGCUAAUUUUUUAUAUUUUUAGUAGAGACGGGGUUUCAUUGUGUUAACCAGGAUGGUCUGGAUCUCCUGAUGUCAUGAUCCGCCCACCUCAGCCUCCCAAAGUGCUGGGAUUACAGGCAUGAGCCACGCGCCCAGCUUUUAUUUUUAUUUUUUUGAGACAGUCUCACUCUGUCACCCUGACUGGAGUUGCAUGCAGUGGCUUGAUCUUGGUUCACUGCAACCUCUGCCUCCUAGGUUCAAGAAAUUCUCCUGCCUCAGCCUCCCAAGUAGCUUGGACUACAGGUACAUGCCACCACGCCCUGCUAAUUUUUAUGUUUUUAGUAGAGAUGGGGUUUCACCAUGUUGGCCAGAAUGGUCUCCAACUCCUGGCCUCAGGUGAUCCACCCACCUCAGCCUCCCAAAGUGCUGGGAUUCCAGGUGUGAGCCACCGCGUUUGGCCCCCUGCACCAUUUCAAUAGUACCUGGGUUCAGGCGGUGUGCAGUUGCAGCCAAGGAACUUUGAGGUGGUGACCAAUGCAGGGAGGUCUGACAGCCAGCAACACAUCUGACCGACUCUUUCCCGGGCUAAGCAAAUACUUUUGUGGACAGUGACACUGGCAACUGCUGGGGUCUUGGAGUCAGGAGGCUGGAUGGAGGUCUUCUCCCAGAGCAGUGUCCAGCUUGCAGGAAUGCUCCCUGGGUCUCAGUUAUGCCCAUUCCAGGUCCAGGUGAAAGAAGUGACCCGCUUCCGGUCUAAAAGCAGAUGUGGUCCCGGCAAGCAAACACGGGCUCCAUCUCUAGCACCACAGCUGCCUCGGAGUGGAGGGACGCUUCCCUGUGCAGCAGCCCUUCCCUGCAGCCUCAGCGCAUGCUCUCCUGCCUAGCCCUCAACCGUGCUGCUAGAGGGCCUGGCUCCACAGGCUCCCACUGACCUUGCCAUUCCUUCCCCUCAUCCUGUAGUGCCUGACCCCUGGAGGAAGGUGCGUAGGAACUCGACACUGGAUGAAUAAAUGUUUGAGAGGCAGGAGAGAUGGAACAGAGUUCACGCAACAGGACCAAUGAGGCUGGGAGUCACAGCAGAGGGCAGGCACUCAGGUCUGGAGAGGCAGGGCAUGGAGACAGGGACCCACACUCAGGAAGGCUUCUCGACUCCCCCGAGGGGCUGGCCAGUUCUAUCUUCUUUCCACUCUGCAGUGAGGGGGCCCUCUGGGAUAGCAUCCCCUGAAUUCUCUCCCAGCCUCGUUUAUUUUCACCACAGUAUAGAAGGGGACUUCUCCCAAAGCCUCACCUCUUAAUUUUUCCUGUACAUGAAAAGACAAGCCCCUGCUAGGGGCCUGGCAAUGGUUUCCCGCCAGAGCCAGCUAGUGCUCUGCUGCUGUAAUCGCAAGAGAACCUGUCAGCCACUGCCCUCACGAAGGUCCCUCCCACUCUCCCUCAAUCCAGCCCUCUUUGGGCUUGUUAGCCUCAAGGGCUAGAGUGCACCAGGUUGGCUGCUCUGCCAAGUCCUGUUAAGACUCCAAAAGCAUAGACUUUUAUUUUAUUUUAUUUUUUUGAGAUGGAGUUUCACUCUUGUUGCCCAGGCUGAAGUGCAAUGGUACAAUCUCGGCUCACUGCAACUUCCAGCUCCCAGGUUCCAGUGAUUCUACUGUAUCAGCCUCCUGAGUAACUGGGAUUACAGGUGCCCGCCACUACGCCUGGCUAAUUUUUUUUUUUUAUCUUUUUAGUAGAGAUGGGGUUACCAUAUUGGCCAGGCUGGUCUCGAACUCUUGACCUUAGGUGAUCCGCCCACCUUCGCAUCCCAAAGUGCUGGGAUUACAGGCGUGAGUCACUGUGCCCGGCCAUCUCUGUCUUUAUAGGGUGACCUUUGUACAGACUUCUGGAUAACUCAACAUGGUAGCUUCGCAUAUAGUGCCUCCUUUUAUUCCUACCUGUGAGUUUGUCUGCUUUGUUUUAGUUAUCUCUGUAUCCCUGGCCCCUAGGAUACUACCUAGCUCAGCGAACCAAUCUUUCACAUAAAGCAAUGUUAUAACACUACAUUCAUAUAGCAGAUUGUUUCAUGGUCUGCAUUCUCGCUCCAUUUUACAAAGAAAUGGGCUCAGGAUGUCUUGUCCAGCAUUAUGGAGUUAAGUUAGUCAGCUCUAGGAAGCAGAGACUUCUGGCCCUUUGUUCACCACUUCCCCAGAACCUCGGGUGGUGACUCACCUAUAAGUGCUCCAUAAACGUGUAGCAAAUGGAGGACCAGAGCUAGGCUCUGAAUGAGGCCUCCUGGAUCUCAGGCAGAGGAUGGAGAGUAAGGCCACCCCCUCUGCCUCAUGCUUCCCUCCUGCUAUCACUUAAGAGCCCACCAUCCUUCCAUCCUGAGCAAGCCCUACCUUGACAAAAUGGCAAAUGCCAGUCCCUCAGGCAGCACCACGCCUUGUUCCUGUGCGCUGGAGAGAGUGCCUCAGAAGCAUGCCGUGCCCGGGCUCUGCUGGAGCAGUGCAGAUGUCACCCUUCCUAGAUAAAUCCUGGACGGCUCCACGACUGCUUUUAGCCCCAAUGCUUGGCCUACAUUCUUUCUGCCUCGGUUGGAAAAGGAAAGCAGCAGUUGGAGGCAUGACUGCUAUUGUUUCUUGGCUUCUCCCCGUUUGCCUCAAAGUUUCCUAAUAGAGCAAAAUUGCUGAGUGGUCUAUUUAUCAACAUGAAACAGAAAAAUACCAUCUCAGGCUCCACAUUACAUGUCCCUGUUGAAUACAGAUUCCCGAAUUGAGAAAUAAGAAACAAUUACAUACAAAGUAAUACUUGAACAUGUUUCUCUUGUAAUACUUCCAUAUCCAAAACAUUUGAAUAUAUUUAUUUUAUUGAUGUACAUCUGCCAACUCUUCCUUCUCAGAAAAGACUAUUUUUAUUCCAAACAUGUAUACAUACGGUUAAAAUGUACUUUUAAAAAUAAGAUGGUGAUAAUUACUGGUAGUUGUUAUUAAAGUAGCCUCGCUUAGCAAAAUAAAUGUUAGCAACCCUAAGUUUGUUCUAUUAUAAUAUUAUUGAAAUUACAUUGAAUUCUGAAAUCCAUGUCAACUUGAAGUUACCAAGUUUUAACCACUGUUAGAAAAUAAGCAGGAAUGGAAUCUGUUUCAAGUGUUUUAGUUUCAAUUCAAUUUAAUAAACAGGUUUUGAGCAUCUACACC
Messenger RNA from Callithrix jacchus (white-tufted-ear marmoset), 6056 nucleotides. RefSeq names its product decapping enzyme, scavenger (gene DCPS). Gene Ontology annotation, molecular function: hydrolase activity; RNA 7-methylguanosine cap binding. Gene Ontology annotation, cellular component: nucleus; P-body. NCBI's taxonomy places the organism in Eukaryota, Metazoa, Chordata, Mammalia, Primates, Cebidae. Gene Ontology annotation, biological process: deadenylation-dependent decapping of nuclear-transcribed mRNA. The record is from RefSeq and is a predicted model, not a curated record.